GGUGUAUGCGACAAUGAGGAAUUUGAAGUCAAAGUCCAACCUGGACAAAGAAGCAGGGAACACCUUGAACAAGACACUCUUCAUCCGGGAACUUGACGUGACCAAGGACCCCACUAUCAAAUCGGUGGUAGACGAGAUUCUGCGAGACAACGGGAGAAUCGACGUUCUCAUAAACAACGCUGGCUACAUGUCCUUAGAUGCCAUAGACCAGAAGUCGUUAGAAUGGUGCCAAGGUAUGAUGGAUACCAACUACUGGGGAGUAGUAAGAACAACCAAUGCCGUGUUACCAGCGAUGAAGAAGCAGAUGUCAGGCAGGAUCAUAAACGUUUCCAGUAUAGCAGGCGUGCUAGCUCUUCCUUUUUAUGCUACCUACUCUGCUACCAAGUUCGCCAUUGAAGGAUACUCCGAGUCCAUUGCCCCGGUGUUGAGAGAUGGAUACAAUAUCAGGGUGAGCAUGGUUGAACCGGGGCCAGUCAAGACAGAGCUUACCAACAUGGUCUUUGGUACACCGUUCGAAGAACAAGCCAAAGAUUUUGACCCCAUCUUGCGAGAUUUAGUCGUCACAAAUUUGAAGCCCAAGGCGGCUGGGUUGUCUUCGGUACUUCAAGGCGCCGAUGAAAUAGCCAAGCUCCACAUGGAUAUCAUUCUGAGUGACAAUCCUCACCUGCGCUAUCAGACGUCCGAAAACUUGACGAAAAGGGCGGUCAUGAAGCUUCGUGAUCCGACCACGGAUUUUCUCCUCGAUAUGCUCAAACAAAGCGGUAACGCUUCCCCUGCAGAGUAGCGUCAUGUAGUAAAGUAAACUCGCGCCAUUGGAGGGGCCUCCGUGAACGUUCAGUGAUAGCGUGUUUGGACUCGACAAUAAUUUGAUAAUUUUCAUAACCUGUAAAAGGCUAGAGAGGUAUCUUUGGAUCUUAUAUGAUUACAAUUAACACUAUUUCUUGAUUUAUAACCAUUGCCUGCUUGUUUGGUGGAAGUGCAUUGUUUCAUUGUGAUUAAAUCAAUCAAAUACUGAUUGAUUUUGAUCAAGACCAGUUGGUUCAGAGUUAAACCAAAUGGUUCUUCUCAGAACCACACAACUCACAAAGAGAUAUCAUUCACAUGCUGUUACCGCAAACCUCCCAUUUAUUAGGUACUGAUUGCAUCUGUAUUCCAAGCUCGUAUUGUAUUUAGUAUUCUUUUGACAACUUCUUUUUUUGUUGAAGAUCCUCAAAAGUCUUUCAGCAAAGAGAUUGUUUCUUAUUUUCAAACCAAUCUGAUUUUCACCGAUAUUAAUUAUAGUCUAGGCUUAUGGUUCACUGCUUGUAUUUUAUAAGCAGGGGACCUGAACAUCCUGAGAGAUAUAUUUCUAUGUCCAAAUGCGGUAGUUGUUUUUUGGAGAUCCUCAAAUGUCUUUCAGCAAAGAUAUCGUUCUUUUAGUUAUAUUCAUUAAAAAUCUUAGCUUAACAAAUAUUAAUGAUA
Molecule: messenger RNA, 1461 nt
Organism: Patiria miniata (bat star)
Lineage: Eukaryota; Metazoa; Echinodermata; Asteroidea; Valvatida; Asterinidae
Product: retinol dehydrogenase 8-like
Exons: 4
Coding region: 14-784 (256 amino acids)
Molecular function (GO): oxidoreductase activity
Source: RefSeq, a predicted model, not a curated record